This is a messenger RNA of Anas platyrhynchos (mallard), 5668 nucleotides long. It is a transcript of the gene EEF2K, whose product is annotated as eukaryotic elongation factor 2 kinase. Gene Ontology annotation, biological process: response to differentiation-inducing factor 1; myosin II filament disassembly; protein phosphorylation. The record is from RefSeq and is a predicted model, not a curated record. Gene Ontology annotation, molecular function: calcium ion binding; ATP binding; elongation factor-2 kinase activity. NCBI's taxonomy places the organism in Eukaryota, Metazoa, Chordata, Aves, Anseriformes, Anatidae.
CCGCCUGCCCUCACAGGGCGGCUGCGCGGGGCCGGGCGGCGGUGGGGUGGCACCGGGAGCGCUCCGGAUCGCUCCGAGCCGAGCGGGGCUGCGGGUCUCGGUGGGUGCUUUUGUGGGCCGUGUGAGGCGGAGCGGGCGGUUUGAGGGAGCGAGACCAGCCGGUGUUAGGAAAGGAGCAGCUUCGUGGCCGGGUGGAGUCGUUACAAGCUUCUUCCCUCCAUUUGCAUGUGCAUUGGAAUAGUGGCUGCUUUAAUCAUUGCAGGACUUAAAGCAACCUCCCGCAAACAUGGCAGACGAGGACCUUAUUUUUCGUAUGGAAGGGAUUGAUAAUGGUAGAUCGACUAAAGUGAACUCUGGAAACUAUCUUGAUGCUGAUAGUGAUGAUGAAGACAACUACUAUAUCUGUCCAAUAACUGAUGAUCCAGUUUCUAACAAGUCUGCCAGUAUCAAAGUUGACAAUUAUUAUAGCAACUUAGCAAAAACUGAACAGUACAGUUCCAGCUCUUCUCCUAGAAACUCGUUUAGCUUUAAGAAUGACACACAGCAUCGCUCUAAGCACGGCUCUGUGGUUGACCGUAGUCGGGAAACCUGGAAACAUGCUAUUGAGAAGGCUAAGCACAUGCCUGAUCCAUGGGCAGAAUUUCAUCUUGAGGACAUUGAGACAGAACAUGCCACUCGCUACAGGUACAAUGCAGUUACUGGGAACUGGGUUGAAGAUGAAGUUCUCAUCAAGAUGGCUUCACAACCCUUUGGCCGUGGAGCAAUGCGAGAAUGUUUCAGGACGAAAAAGCUGUCCAACUUUUUACACACGCAGAACUGGAAAGGUGCCUAUAACUAUGUUGCCAAGCAGUACAUAGAGAGCGUAGGCAGGGAGGUAUAUUUUGAGGAUGUCCGACUUCAGAUGGAAGCAAAACUCUGGGGAGAAGAGUACAAUCGGCACAAGCCACCAAAACAGGUGGAUAUAGUACAGACCUGCAUUAUUGAAAUGAAGAACAGACCUGGAAAGCCUCUUUUUCAUCUGGAACAUUACAUUGAGGGCAAAUACAUCAAAUACAACUCAAAUUCUGGAUUUGUGCGAGACGACAACAUUCGUCUUACUCCGCAAGCCUUCAGUCACUUCACCUUUGAGCGCUCAGGACACCAGCUCAUUAUUGUUGAUAUCCAGGGAGUCGGAGAUCUUUACACAGACCCUCAGAUACAUACGGAGAGUGGUACAGAUUUUGGAGAUGGCAACCUAGGUGUUCGAGGAAUGGCCUUAUUCUUUCAUUCUCAUUCCUGCAACAAGAUUUGCAAAAGCAUGGGCCUUGCACCAUUCGAUCUUUCAUCGAGAGAGAAGGAUGCCUUGGAUUAUAAUAACAAAUUGCUUGAAUCUGCUCAGACAAUUCUACGUGGCACAGAGGAAAAAUGUGGCAGCAGCCGGGUGAGGACAAUUUCUGGUAGUCGGCCUCCUCUGCUGUCCCGCCUGUCUGAAAACUCUGGAGAUGAGAGCAUGAGCGAUGUGGCAUUUGACUCUCUACCCUGCUCUCCUUCUUCAGCAACACCUCACAGCCAAAAGAUGGACAUGCUUCAUUGGCCGGUGUUUAAUGAAGUAGAUAACUUGGUUCACAAAGACUAUGAUCAGCUUGAUAACCAAAGGGAUUUUGAAAAUGGUGGAGACAGUGGAUAUCCCAGUGAAAAAAGAAGUGAGUUAGAAGAUCUGGAUCAUAGAGAUAGGGGCCAUUCAAACAACAACCGAAGACAUGAAUCUGAUGAAGACAGUUUGGGAAGCUCUGCAAGGAUCAGUGUGGAGAAAUGGAAUCUCUACAAUUCUUCCCGAGUCCACAUCCACAGACCAUCCUGUGUCGCUCAAGAAAUUCAGAGGCUUAAUGCUCUAGAACUUGAAAAGAAAAUUGGGAAGUCAAUCCUUGGGAAGGUUCACCUGGCCAUGGUUCGCUACCAUGAGGCUGGACGUUUCUGUGAGAAAGACAAAGAAUGGGAUCAGGAGUCAGCUCUGUUUCACCUGGAGCAUGCUGCAGACUGUGGGGAGCUGGAAGCCAUUGUUGGGUUAGGACUCAUGUGCUCUCAGCUGCCACAUCACAUUCUUUCUGAGGUUACUCUGGAGGACACAAAAGAGAAUAGAAAAAAAGGAUUUGACUACUUGCUGAGAGCAGCAGAAGCUGGAGACCGCCCUUCCAUGAUCCUGGUAGCAAGAGCAUAUGAUACGGGUGUAAAUCUUGGUUCAGACAGAGCACAGGAUUGGAAGGAGGCUCUGUACUGGUACAAUGCUGCCCUGAACAUGACUGACUAUGACGAGGGAGGUGAAUAUGAUGGCACUCAAGAUGAGCCCCGGUAUCUGCUCCUGGCCAGGGAAGCAGAGAUGUUGAUGACAGGAGGGUUCCACUUGGAUAAGGAUCCACAGAGAUCAGGUGAGCUCUACACAGAAGCAGCAGAAGCAGCAAUGGAAGCUAUGAAAGGCAGACUGGCAAAUCAGUACUACCAAAAAGCAGAAGAGGCUUGGGCGAUGAUGGAAGAAUGACAUUGCAAUUAAGCAGUUCUUGUAUAUAAUUUUUUUUAUAUACUGUGUUUGCAGCUAAAAAGAUAUAUUUUUAUGUGGCGUUACCAGUUUAUUUUUUGUAUUUUAGUUUUCUAAUUUUUUGAGGGUGGAAAUCCAAAUGUAGGCAGUAUGUAGGGUACCAUAGUGCACUUCUGUCAGUAUUUUAAAGCUGUAAUACAGACACACUUGACCUUUACAUAUAUAUAUAUAUAUGUAUAUACAUAUACAUAUAUAUAUGAACUGUUAGAACUGAGUGGCCUGAAUUUUGUCAUUUCUUGUUUGCUUUGGGAGAAGUGAAGCUGAUGUCUGCUUGGGUUUCACAUGUCCUGCUUUUCACAUAGCAAAUGAUCAGUUUGUUUGCAUUUUUCUUCUUGCCACACACAGAAUAUUUCAUUUUUUCCUAGAUUCACAGCAUUUCUUCAUUUUUGGUGUAUCUCACCAAAUUUGUGUGUGGAUAUAGAUUUUCGAUUUAAGCAUGCCAAGCAUGCCUACUCCUAAUAAGUAAUCCCACUUUAUCAAUAGGCACUGUUUCCUUCUCAAACAAAUUCCAGGUAGAAUCCAUAUGCUUUGGAGAGGAGGAGGGGAAAAAAAAAAAGCUUCAGAUUAGCAGUGAGGCUCUUCUGUGUACAAUGUGUGAUUACCAGCAUUGCGUAUUUUCAGAAAAUCACUAAUGUUCCUGAUGAGGUGAGGAAUCCAGCUACCUCUCUCAUUUUUACAUUUUGUACCAUAUAAUAACCUUAUUGUGUAGAAUUCUACUGAUCUCAUACAGUAUUUGCCCAGUGAUGUACAAUAGCAAGAUCUAUAAUAUAUUAAUAAUGUGUAGUUAUUUUUACAGUGACAUCUCAAUUUUCAGCAAAGCUAAGAAGUUUCAUUUGAAAUGCUGGAAAGUGUGUUCUCAUUUUCAGAGGGACAUUUGAAAAACUUAGGGGAUGUUGAUUCAGCCAUUAUUAUACAAGAUAAAUUAUCUGGUUUAAAUGGCCUUGUGUGUUUUAUCUGCUGUCUUAUGAUUCAUGAAGUAACUUCACAUGAUACUUCGUGAUAGAUUUGAGCUGAUUGAUGAAGGAUAUACACAUAGCUUUACAAAUUUCCAGAUUAUGCUGGGUAAUUUAUUAAAUGCUACCAUACAUUACAAAGCUUAUUCUCUGUGGAAUUAGUGUUUGGGAGUUCUCAUCUGAAUUUUAGCAUCUUCUACAGUUUACAACUAAAUGUCCUAAAAGACAGUUCUCUUCUUCAGAAGAGACUGAGGAUGGUUUAAUGGUUUUAAAUGUCAGUUACAGAAAAUUACUGGUUUUAAGGAGAAAACAUUAUCCCCAAACACUUGAAAUUUUAUAUCCUGUUUGCAUAAUCUGAAAAGAGUAAUGUAAGGACAAAUACAUGGUGGUGGUUGACUUAUCAUGGCACAGAUAUAAAUCUCUUCCAAUUCCAGUAUUUUAUUCCAAAGCCCCAGUGCCAUCUGUACAGAGGACAUAGCAGCUCUUCCUAUUUCUUCAUCUUGGUUAAGUUGUUUUAGUUGUUGCAGGAGAUUAUGAUGGAAGCUUCAUGCUGCCUUGGCCCUACAGUCUCCUGAGGAUGUUGACUGGGAUGAAUAAAGGGCAGGUCUUAUGAAGUGCUGAGUAUCUGCAAUGCUUAGCCAGUCUCAUUUUAGCACAGCUUUUAAGAGUAUGCGUAAAAUUAAACAAGCUGCUAGAUGAUGUAGUUCAUUUCAGUGUGGUUCCUUGCAUUCACAUCCAAGGACUACUUCUUGUAAAAUGUAGAAACUGUUCAAGAAACAGAAAUUGGUUCUUCCUUUCCUUUGUGAGUGUCCCUGUCACUGGGCCCAAAGUUGCACUCCCCAUUUAUUCUUUCUGGCAAGUGGAUCUUAAAUUAUUGUUUAAACCAUAUCUAAGCAUGAUAUUAGUAACAACUGUCACUGUCUGAAAGAGAGAUGCUGGUGGUAAAGGAAGUGAGAUGGAAAGACUUGAAUCUCUUGCAGGAGAGAAGAAUCCUUGGAUUUUGUACUCCUGAGUAACCACAAAGCAGUUGCAGCCAUUAGUGUGGCCUUGCAGCAGCCACAUCUUCUUGCCAUAAAAUGUAGGGAGUGCAGGAAAUAAAUACUUAGAGUUUUUUGUUUUUCUUUGUUUUAGGGAGAGUGCCUGAUUCUGUGAGGGUACUAGGUGAAGCUCUUCACCUACUAAAUGUCUGAUUGUCCUCAGUUGGGUUUAGGUAGGUAUUGCUAGGUACUAAAAUAACCAAAUUCUUUGGACAUAAUAUGCUGAAGUUGAGCUGGAGUUAGUGGGAUCACAAGCUGGUUGGAUGCUUUAAGUACCUAUCCAAAGUUCUGCUUUAGGUACCUAAAGUCUGUUUUGGAUGUGGCCUUUUUGCUCUUUCAGUUCAUAGCAUUGUGCCACUCCUGAAGAACUUCUGAAGAACAGUCAGUGUUUUGUGCAGAACUGAUACAGUGUAGGCAUUAUAACUAAUGCAGACAAAACCUUUUGUUUUCCAUGUAAGGUGUUAAUGCCAAGUGUUUGAGGUUUUCCUAGAGAAGGAAGCAUGUGCAACCCCACCAACUAUGUAGGGAGGAGAGGAGAUUGAAUGUGACCAUCCGAAAUAUGUAAGUAAAGGACUCUAGAGUAUAAUUAUUGACACUUCUUGACAUAGUUUCAUUUGUUCAGUUCAGUAGUUGCUAAAUUUGCUGAUAGUUCUCUGUAGAUCUGACAUGCAAAUGUAUACACGUGAUUAAUACUUUGUUUACAGAGUCCUAAGGCGGUAUAUUAUUUAGCUAUACAAUAAGUAGGACUGUCAAUAAUUCAAAAAUUAAAAUUGUUUACAGAAAGAUGCACAAGUUGUUCUAUGACAUUCUUUUGAAGAGAAACUAUUUGAUAGACUUCUUGAAUGAUACUGCUAUAUGCUGUAUUUUUAAUCUAUUCACAAUGAAUAAAUCUGUAUUUUUUUAAAUGUGAAAAUAAAUCUGAGGCUUGACAUAAUUUACCUGGGUGUAGUAUUUCUGAAUGUCAUUGGGAGUGUUGCUUGGGUAAGGACAGCAAGAUGGAAGCCUCUGUUUGUAUACCAGGCAUGCGAAUACUAAUUGCCUGCAUCACACUGUUUGUUUUUAUUCUGGCUGGUCAAUAAAGUUGUUCUCUUUUGUCACUUUUCUCA